Messenger RNA from Syzygium oleosum, 1304 nucleotides. RefSeq lists its product as uncharacterized. The record is from RefSeq and is a predicted model, not a curated record. The coding region runs from base 284 to 1063 and encodes 259 amino acids. NCBI's taxonomy places the organism in Eukaryota, Viridiplantae, Streptophyta, Magnoliopsida, Myrtales, Myrtaceae. The transcript is spliced from 2 exons. Gene Ontology annotation, molecular function: protein binding.
GAAUCUCGUAUCCACAGAGCCGUCGUUCUUCCCCGACAAGUCUCCCCGUCCUCGAGCUGUUCCCACCUCCGGGGACUCCCAGGUUCGCUUCCGCUAAUCUUGCUCGUCGUUUCGUUCCGUUUCUUUCUUGGCGCGCUGCUACUGCAGUUUUUCUGUUGGAUAGUCGAAGGAAUGCCAUGGAUAGCGAUGACCCCGCCUCUCGCAUUCGCGAAAUCGCCGCCCUAAUUGGCCCUCGGUUGUCGAUUCUUUUGAGCCAAAGCUUAUUCUGAACAAGCAGCAGCAGAUGGUCAAGAAAAAGCAAAAACAGCAAGCCACGACACCUGGCAAUGACUAUGAUUCUACCUGCGAGGUGGAUCCCUUCGAAGAUACGGGCUGGGUGAUUGUGAAAAAGCAGAGGAUCACUAUUUUGGUGCCGCCUUUACCUGUUGCAGAAAAAUCUGCAGUAUCAAAGCCAUCCUCGAGCGAGGUGCAGGACAUACCCAGGGAACAUGUGCCAGACAAAUCACCACUUCCAGCUGAGGGGAGUCCUGCAAUGCCGUCCGUCAGUGAAUACGAGAAGGCGACAUCAUUGACACUUGAGAAUGACACAUUUGUGGAAAAAGUUUGUUCUCCACAUCCGUCAGACAAGCCUAGAAUCUCAGGGAUGGAUUCCAGAACACAGUCCAAGAACCCUACCAACGUUGCUGUUCAGAAGUUACAUGAAGUGCUGAAAACAUCAAAUUCCUCAAAAAGUAUCAAACAGGAGAGAAUGUUAAAUAGCCCUUGUUACUUCUCCAGCGGGGUGACGUUCCUUCAUCAACAGCUCAAAGCACGAAAUCUUGAGAAGAAACUUCAGAAGGCCGGUGGACUGAGCAGCUGGCUGAUGUCACUGGGGCUGGGGCAAUUUGUGAGGAUCUUCCGGUGUAGGCGCAUCAAUGAGUUUCAGCUGGCUAACAUGACGAUGAAGAAGCUCAAAGAUAUGGGUGCUGCUGCCGUGGGGCCUCGGAGGAAACUGAUGCAUGCUAUCGACUGUGUUUGCGAUCCUUAUCAUCGAAGACUCGAAGUGCCUCCUAGGAUUUGCUGAGUUUUUAAGCUAUUUGGAAAGAUACAUGAUCCAGAAACUGGAGCCAAGGCCAACUUCUUGCGAAUUAGAAGCAUGUGGACACGAGGACAAGAGAAACAUCCGGCGGCUUUUAAGGGUGUCGCGGUUUGUGAACUUAGGCUGCUGAUGAACUCGGUUGCUUCAUGUAAUUAAUUUUCUCUGUUUCUUUCCCUUUUCUUGGCCUAAUCGAACGCAUUCGACCAAUGCUGCUAGUUCCACCCAA